GUCUAUGUUCCUGAUGUAUUUCUUAUAUUCCUCAUAUUCUUGGUAAAAAUGAUGUGUAUUUGAUAAAAACAAUAUCGUACCGACUUAUUCGAUUACCUAGUAUGUAGAUUGAUGUUAUUGAAAAAUCCCCUUGUACGAUAAAGAUACAUCCAUAUCCAUUGACGCGCAUCUAACUAUUGGACCGGCUUAAUGUUGAAGAAAAGUUCUUGUAUACACAUUUGGCUGAACUUGUCAGGAGAACAAGUACUUAGUUCGCCCAGCAGUAGGGUAGCUGAUACAGUCGGCGUCGACAUAAUGACCUGUAAUAAAAGCGAGCUCGUAAUGAAAGCCCCGGAAUCGUCUAUCCUCUUACAAUUACGAAGAAAUCAACUUGCAACGUGGAAAAACGAAAAAAAUAAGUUUGUACCCAUACGACCUUGGUAGCCAUCAAGAAGAGGCUCGCAUCAAUAAGAG
Amoebophrya sp. A25 is the source of this 453-nucleotide messenger RNA. The record is from the annotation of a GenBank genome assembly. NCBI's taxonomy places the organism in Eukaryota, Dinophyceae, Syndiniales, Amoebophryaceae.